UGUUCAUUCUUUCAAACUUCUUCCUCUCAUUUUCUAUUCUCAUUCUCUGCCAUUCCGAUUCCCUUUCCCUUUUCGGUAAAGAAAAGAAUCUAUGGAUAUUGAUAAGAUUUUUGGGAGCAUUCGACCGGUGAGUGUUCCAAGGAAGAGUGCAAUUUAUGUGUGGGGAUACAAUCAAUCAGGGCAGACAGGGAGAAAGGGGAAAGAGGAUCAAUUGAGGAUUCCAAAACAGCUUCCUCCUGAGCUGUUUGGAUGUCCAGCUGGUAUCAAUGCUCGCUGGUUAGAUGUUGCUUGUGGUCGAGAGCAUACCGCAGCUAUAGCCUCUGAUGGCUCUCUUUUUACAUGGGGAGCUAAUGACUUUGGUCAAUUGGGAGAUGGAACUGAGGUGCGAAGGAAACAUCCAACGAAAGUAAAACAAUUGGAGUCAGAGUUUGUAAAAUCUGUAUCCUGUGGAGCACAUUGUUCUGCUUGCAUUGCAGAACCUCGUGAAAAUGAUGGUACCAUCUCGACUGGACGACUCUGGGUGUGGGGGCAAAAUCAGGGAUCAAAUCUUCCUAGAUUGUUCUGGGGGGCCUUCAAACCUAACACAAUUAUUCGUGAAGUGUCUUGUGGAGCUGUCCACAUGGUUGCUUUGUCUGAGGAAGGCCUACUACAAGCUUGGGGGUACAAUGAGUAUGGUCAACUUGGCCGAGGCAUUACUUGUGAAGGACUACAGGGGGCUCGUAUUAUAAGUUCUUAUGCUAAGUUCCUUGAUGAAGCCCCUGAGCUUGUGAAGAUUACCAAAGUGUCAUGCGGGGAGUACCACACAGCAGCCAUUUCUGAUAAGGGCGAGGUCUACUCAUGGGGGCUAGGAAAUAUGGGCCAGCUUGGGCAUUCUUCACUCCAGUACGGGGAUAAAGAGUUAAUUCCAAGGAGGGUGGUUUCCCUUGAUGGUAUUUUUAUAAAAGAUGUGGCAUGUGGUGGAGUACAUACAUGUGCUGUGACUCAGAAAGGAGCACUUUACGCUUGGGGUGGCGGUCAAUCUGGGCAGUUAGGCCUCGGCCCCCAAACUGGAUUAUUCUCGUGUGUUGCUAAUGACUCUCAGAUAUUUUUCAGAAAUAUUCCAGUUUUAGUUGUUCCAAAAGAUGUGCAACUUGUUGCUUGUGGACAUUCCCACACCCUGAUAUCUAUGAAUGAUGGUCAAAUUCAUGGAUGGGGUUACAAUAAUUAUGGUCAGGCAGCCAAUGAGAAAUCUACAUAUGCUUGGUAUCCAUCACCUGUUGACUGGUGUGUUGGGGAGGUCCGAAAACUUGCUGCUGGCGGGGGCCAUUCAGCUGUGUUGACUGAUGCUUGUUCGUUGAAGGAGUUGUGUGAAUUUAUACUUGCAGAUAGUAUGACUUUAUCUAAUGCUGCUAAGGUUGAGGAUAUUGCAUCUAGAACUGGAUCGGAUGCUUUAGCACGCCUUUGCAGAAGACUCAGGGAGUAUAUGCUUGCUGGUGGUGAUCAUGAACAAACCGAGGAGAUGAACAGAAAAAUCUGACAAAGCACACAAAUUUAGUGUUAAUCAUCAAUUGUGUAUUCAUGUAAUAAUACGUGUAUUCAUAACUGGAACUUUAUUAUUUGAACAAAAGUAAUCAUGUGGUAGAUACAUGUUCUGUACUUAGCCUAAUAGACAAUAAAUUUACCUCUAUUGAAUCAGCAUAUUAUCUACUGAGUAGUAUCCUAAACUUUCAGAAUGAGCUCUUGAUCUGAAUCUGAGACCCGUCAUAUAUAAA
Molecule: messenger RNA, 1751 nt
Organism: Gastrolobium bilobum
Lineage: Eukaryota; Viridiplantae; Streptophyta; Magnoliopsida; Fabales; Fabaceae
Exons: 9
Coding region: 92-1516 (474 amino acids)
Source: RefSeq, a predicted model, not a curated record